This is a messenger RNA of Metarhizium brunneum ARSEF 3297, 846 nucleotides long. The record is from RefSeq and is a predicted model, not a curated record. NCBI's taxonomy places the organism in Eukaryota, Fungi, Ascomycota, Sordariomycetes, Hypocreales, Clavicipitaceae.
AUGCGCACCUUUAUCAAGCACGUUUUGGCUGCCGCAUGUCUGGCGGCCACGGCUUCGGCUGUGACGCCCAUCUCCGAUUCGGACAUGAACCAAAUGCUGAACGAGGGAGGAGUCAGUCUUGCCAUGAAGGCUCAGCCAAUGUUCUUCUUUGGACAGGCAAUGAAACAGCCCCCCUGUAUUCCUACGUUUGCAACCACUCCCGAUGGAAAGCAAGUCCCGUCUUCCAAGCUCUGCGCAUUCCCAGAUGUUGGCUGCGAAUGCCGAAACCCAGGUGUUGGCAUCGGCAAUCCUAGUCCUUCAUUUCCCAUCUAUUACAGUUACCAGAAAUGCUCUGAUACCUCGGUGAGAGUCGCCUACAACUUGUUCUACACAAAAGAUGGCAGCGAACCGAACAAGGUCUUUGGACAUCCUUACGACUGGGAACGCGUCAUUGUUGUUUUCACAAAGGCCGCUGAUGGGAACUGGCGGCCGGACCAGUUGUUCCUCUCUCAGCAUAGCGGCUAUGGCCGUUUGCAGUGGGCCAAGAUACAGAAUACGAUAAACCGUGAAGACGCAGCCGAACCUCGCGGCGGCAAGGACGGAAGACAGUACCUCGACCAUCCCAAGGUCUACGUUGAGUGGAGCAAGCACGCCCAUCGCGACACACGUAAUACGGGUUGGAACGAUCCCCUGUCCCAGCUCACGGACAAUGCUUUCCGGUCCAACGACUGGUGGUACUUUCCCAAACGAGAUGACUACAUCCGAGCGGAUCGAUCAACCGAGAUUGGAAGACUCCUGGGGAGCUUUGACUGGGGAGAUGCCUCGUCAAACCCGCCAUCAGUGCACGACGGCCUUUGCACUGCUUAA